UUGUUGGGGUUAGGAUAGAAUGAGCAUUUAAAUAAAAUUAAGAUCAUGGUGAUGUGAAGAAAACAAGGUUGGCGGUGUGUGUGUGUGGGCGUAGAAAAGUGUAAUUGGGCUAAUGGCAGCGAGUUUGAGUGUGAGUUGCGCAACUCAGUCCUGGAACUUACCCCUAAGACUACUGAGGCAGACUGGUUCUAGUAGACUUGGAAGUCGAUUACGGGUCUCAGCAGUAGAGAAUCAAAUGGCAACCCCUGAUGAUGAUGAUAAUGCUAAGCAACCAAGCACCAAGAAGAUGUCCAGCGUAAUCGACUCGCAUCUGCACGUUUGGGCUUCUCCUCAGGAGGCUGCAGACAAUUACCCCUAUUUUCCCGGCCAAGAACCCACCUUACCAGGUCAUGCUGACUAUUUGCUCCGGUGCAUGAAAGAAGCAGGGGUAGAUGGUGCACUCAUAGUGCAGCCCAUAAAUCACAAAUUUGAUCAUUCUUACGUGACAAGUGUGCUGAAGAAGUAUCCAUCCAAGUUUGUCGGUUGCUGCCUUGCAAAUCCAACUGAAGAUGGAAAAGGAAUUGAAGAGUUUGAGAAUCUUAUCUUGAAGGAUGGUUACCGCGCAGUACGUUUUAAUCCGUAUUUGUGGCCUUCUGGUCAACAGAUGACAAAUGACAUUGGGAAGGCUAUUUUCUCAAAAGCAGGAGAACUUGGAGUUCCAGUGGGUUUUAUGUGCAUGAAGGGUCUGAAUUUGCAUAUAUCAGAAAUUAAGGAACUGUGCAUGGAAUUUCCUAAAACAACUGUUUUGCUCGAUCAUCUGGCCUUCUGUAAACCACCAAUAUGCGUCUCAUCUUUCAGAAAUGACGAGGAAAGCAAACUCUUCUCUGAACUGCUAAAGUUGUCCCGAUUUCCGCAAGUUUACGUAAAAUUUAGCGCCUUGUUUCGAGUGUCGAGAAAUCCAUAUCCGUAUGAUGAUUUAUGCCAAGUUCUAUCCCAAGUAGUUUCCAGCUUCGGUGCAAACCGAGUCAUGUGGGGAAGUGACUUUCCUUACGUUGUCGCUGAGUGUGGCUACAAAGAAGCAAAAGAAGCUGCCUUUCGGCUUGCCCAACAAGUGCCCUUGUCAUCUUCAGAAAUGGAAUCAAUCAUGGGGAAUACGAUUCAGCGCGUAUUCAAAUCUCAGUGGUUUCGUUAGACGAUUGAGGUCAUCCUGGAAUUCAAAUGAGUAGCUACAUGCUCGUGUAAGGUUGUGUAGAGUCUUGUCUCAAGGAUAGAUCACGAGGUUUCCGAGCUGAACAGAUUGUGAUGAACUGUGAAGCGAUCUCAAACUGAUGAUACAGGACAUACUAAUCACAAAAUCUCUGUGCUUUGUCAUUAUUCUAUGUAAUAAUUCUAUAGAGGCUUUGGAAGCGUAUUGAAAAAAGUUCAAUCUGUAAACUUUCAUAUAAUAAAAGACGCGAUGCCUUUCA
Coffea eugenioides is the source of this 1445-nucleotide messenger RNA. Its product is annotated as 2-pyrone-4,6-dicarbaxylate hydrolase. The coding region runs from base 113 to 1171 and encodes 352 amino acids. Gene Ontology annotation, biological process: secondary metabolic process. Gene Ontology annotation, cellular component: cytoplasm. NCBI's taxonomy places the organism in Eukaryota, Viridiplantae, Streptophyta, Magnoliopsida, Gentianales, Rubiaceae. Gene Ontology annotation, molecular function: carboxy-lyase activity; hydrolase activity. The transcript is spliced from 10 exons. The record is from RefSeq and is a predicted model, not a curated record.